Molecule: messenger RNA, 2501 nt
Organism: Pocillopora meandrina
Lineage: Eukaryota; Metazoa; Cnidaria; Anthozoa; Scleractinia; Pocilloporidae
Source: the annotation of a GenBank genome assembly
UGUAUAUAUUGAGGCAACGAUAAGCUUUUGCAAACUGAAUCGUACAACGCAACAUGAACUACAUUAAGGAAGAAUUGACCUUUGAAUGUUCGGAAGUUCUUUCAACUUCCAUGGAUGAAGAGAAGAAACUCGUUUUAUCUGAAGACGAAAUUAAGAAAUUGCGACUUGCGAUGGAAAAACUGGAUGAAUUUCAGGAGCAAUGCCAAGAGGCUCUGGUAAGAGAUAACAUUGAAUAGUCGUGAAAUUCAGCUUAUUACAUUUGCAUUAGACUGUGAGUACGGUUCAUGUUUUGAAUUAUAAUAUUUAAAGUUGUAUUUUGUCAUAGCAGUAGGGCAGAAUGAGUUUGUGGUUUUUUCGAUGGGAUUAGUUUUUGUAUGCCUUGAGAAACUUUCACAUGCAAUUUGAUAAUCCUUUCAAAAUUGGCUCUUACGAACGGCUGACGUUGGAAGCAUUCUAUAUUAGCUUUAGAAACCCUUUACGGAUGCCAAGAUACAUUGAUAAAACUGACCAAAUUAUCUUCUCAAAAAAUAGUCAACUUUCAGUUGGUUUAUUUUUAAGAAACUGACACAUGUGAUGUUUUCGCUGUGGAGUUCACCUUUUAUCGGACAUUUAAUGUUUGAAUUACAAUCAAUAAUAAAUUGGUUCAACAUUUUGUUUUCUUUUAGGAGCAAACACUAGAGCAACAUAGACUUGACUCUGGUAAGGUUGAAAUGAUUCAAUGGGAUGAACUUGCCCAAGUCUUAUUCGAAAGGGUAGGUGCAGUUAUCAUUUGAUUCAAGUUUUUUACGUCGUGUUGAACAUACUAGCCGUACAUGAUGCUCCAACCGUCAAACGUGACAGAACUGAUUUCGGAGGGGAGAUUCCCUUACGUGACCAAACUAGCAUGCGUCAUUCAUUUCCUUAUAUCGGUUUCGGUUUCGGUUUCGCUUGUUGAAGGGAAAGUUUGAAAGAUGUAUGAACGAACGACUUGGUAGAAAAAAACUUAAAACUUGUUGUAAGUAAUAUAAUUAACAGUUUUAUUCCUAUAGAGAUGGCCCGUCAGAUUAAGUAUCCAAAACAAAAGAGAGCGGCUGUCGAUUUUCACCCACGCCUGUUAAACUUGAACCCCUCUAUAAACAAAUCAUCUGCGCUUGUAAUUAAUGAGUCUUUUCAAACUAUUUAUCUUUUCUACAGGCACAAUUAGACAAGACUGAUGUGCAAAGAAUGGAGGAAGACCUUAAUUUGUUCCAGAUGUUUAAGGCAGCCAUUAAACUGGUGACUGAUAGUGUGCUGGAUGAAAAUGUGCAGCAACUGAGCGAUGACUUGGAACAUUGGCUUAAUGCCAUCACACCAGUCAUGAUUAGAGUGGUAAGAAAAUUUCCUUUAUUAUUUUUCUCUGCAAAUGCUUUGCCCUAAUUUGCUUCACUCUGUUUUGAUAGAUUACUAAUCAGUGUGAUGUAAUAUUAUCAACUGAGUUGCUAACAUAAAUUGGCCACCAUAAAGAGUUUCGAGCGUCAGCCCUUCGUCAUUCGCUCUACGAUGGCCAAUUUAAAGUAUCAACUCAGCUGAUAAUACUCAAUUACCCUGUCAUACUCUCCCACCGACACAGCACCAUAGUUUCUUUAGAAACUUACCCCCUUAAGCAAUCAAUGUGAUUUACUCCUUUUCUCAUUUGAUUAAUCUUGUCUUACCUAUAUCCAUACUGUUUCCAAUUUUUUUUUCUAAAAGCUUUGGAGUAAUGGCAUUUCACCUCCAAAACCGCCACCGACUGAAGACUUACAGGAGAGACUGAAUGAACAAAUCAAAGAUUCUUUAAGGGUAAGUUUUUGCUCUGUGAUAGAAAUAUAAUAUAUUUCCUUGCAAUGCUAGGGUGAACACAAUACUACUCCAGCGUAAGGCAGCAUAAAUAUUCUUUGAUAAGUUUAAAUACAGUUUGAUUUAAGAAGUUCAGUGUUUAGGAAGUUAUUUAGUUAUGACUGCGUUCAGCCAAAGUUCCAGUCACCUAACAUAUAUUUUAUUAUAUUAAGAUGUUCUAAUCUCUUUAUUCUACACACACUAAGGGAGCUCACCAAACAUUCAAUGUGUAACGCAUUUAAAACCACUUAACCUGAAAGUUUCCUGUCGCUCAUUGUAGGAAUUUGUCUGUGAAAACGACGAAGAAAACGUGGAACACCCUCUGAAAAACGAAGAAGAAGAAACAGAUAGUUGCAAAAUCAACCCAAGAACUGUUCGUGACGUCAGAAAUUACAUCACUGUAAGGGAUCUGGGUGAUCUGUUGCUCCUUUUUAAAGGAGAUUUUGGUCAUGUGACCAGACACAGUUGAUAGCCUGUUAGGAGAGACAAAAAAGAGACUCGCAAAAGUUCAUAUUUUAAUGUUGUAUUAUGAUAUAUGUACAGAGAGAGCGCGUAGAUCUCAAUAUAUUGUUAUUUUAAGAGACAUUGUAAUAUAUAAUUCAGUCCUGCGUUUUUGAAUUUGUAUCACUAAUAUGAUGUUACAUAAAAUUUGAAUCAUUGGAUAAGCA